AUGGGAUCCAGACAGGGUGAUAUACCAGGUAAUGCAUGAUGAACAUCCUCCUUCAUUGAUCACAUGUGAUAUAUAUCAUCAAAGAUAAAAGCAAAUGUAAUUGAUGACUAGUAACGUUUCUAUGAUUCCCAACACCAUAAGAGAGUCAAUGUGAUGGGGUGCUUCUUCAUUUGACACACAAAUGGUCCACUAGCAAUCAAAUAAAUAAGGUCAGGUUAUUAAAUGCUGCUCUAAUGUUUCUCUUGCCGUUCUCUCCAAUUCCAGCGCUGGAGUCUGGUGUAUCGGGGGGAUUCUUUGGGGGGUUCUCGUCCCCUAUUGGUAUGUCCAGACGAGCCUUUAGCUAUGACGAGGCCCUGGACGCUCCCAUGCACUCCCCUCCCCCUGACAUGUGUGUCAACAACCCAUGGAAUGACCCUCUCAUCCCACAGAGGAAGUUCAAGAGGAUUGCUGAGGUACAGAACCUAUAUACAGUGGGGAAAAAAAGUAUUUAGUCAGCCACCAAUUGUGCAAGUUCUCCCACUUAAAAAGAUGAGAGAGGCCUGUAAUUUGCAUCAUACGUACACGUCAACUAUGACAGACAAAUUGAGAAUUUGUUUUCCAGAAAAUCACAUUUUAGGAUUUUUAAUGAAUUUAUUUGCAAAUUAUGGUGGAAAAUAAGUAUUUGGUCACCUACAAACAAGCAAGAUUUCUGGCUCUCACAGACCUGUAACUUCUUCUUUAAGAGGCUCCUCUGUCCUCCACUCGUUACCUGUAUAAAUGGCACCUGUUUGAACUUGUUAUCAGUAUAAAAGACACCUGUCCACAACCUCAAACAGUCACACUCCAAACUCCACUAUGGCCAAGACCAAAGAGCUGUCAAAGGACACCAGAAACAAAAUUGUAGACCUGCACCAGGCUGGGAAGACUGAAUCUGCAAUAGGUAAGCAGCUUGGUUUGAAGAAAUCAACUGUGGGAGCAAUUAUUAGGAAAUGGAAGACAUACAAGACCACUGAUAAUCUCCCUCGAUCUGGGGCUCCACGCAAGAUCUCACCCCGUGGGGUCAAAGUGAUCACAAGAACGGUGAGCAAAAAUCCCAGAACCACAUGGGGGGACCUGGUGAAUGACCUGCAGAGAGCUGGGACCAAAGUAACAAAGCCUACCAUCAGUAACACACUACGCCGCCAGGGACUAAAAUCCUGCAGUGCCAGACGUGUCCCCCUGCUUAAGCCAGUACAUGUCCAGGCCCGUCUGAAGUUUGCUAGAGUGCAUUUGGAUGAUCCAGAAGAGGAUUGGGAGAAUGUCAUAUGGUCAGAUGAAACCAAAAUAGAACUUUUUGGUAAAAACUCAACUCGUCGUGUUUGGAGGACAAAGAAUGCUGAGUUGCAUCCAAAGAACACCAUACCUACUGUGAAGCAUGGGGGUGGAAACAUCAUGAUUUGGGGCUGUUUUUCUGCAAAGGGACCAGGACGACUGAUCCGUGUAAAGGAAAGAAUGAAUGGGGCCAUGUAUCGUGAGAUUUUGAGUGAAAACCUCCUUCCAUCAUCAAGGGCAUUGAAGGUGAAACGUGGCUGGGUCUUUCAGCAUGACAAUGAUCCCAAACACACGGCCCGGGCAACGAAGGAGUGGCUUCGUAAGAAGCAUUUCAAGGUCCUGGAGUGGCCUAGCCAGUCUCCAGAUCUCAACCCCAUAGAAAAUCUUUGGAGGGAGUUGAAAGUCCGUGUUGCCCAGCGACAGCCCCAAAACAUCACUGCUCUAGAGGAGAUCUGCAUGGAGGAAUGGGCCAAAAUACCAGCAACAGUGUGUGAAAACCUUGUGAAGACUUACAGAAAACGUUUGACCUGUGUCAUUGCCAACAAAUGGUAUAUAACAAAGAAUUGAGAAACUUUUGUUAUUGACCAAAUACUUAUUUUCCACCAUAAUUUGCAAAUAAAUUCAUUAAAAAUCCUACAAUGUGAUUUUCUGGAUUUAUUUUUCUCAUUUUGUCUGUCAUAGUUGACGUGUACCUAUGAUGAAAAUUACAGGCCUCUCUCAUCUUUUUAAGUGGGAGAACUUGCACAAUUGGUGGCUGACUAAAUACUUUUUUUCCCCACUGUAUCUCCUAAUUAGGCCUGUUUGAGAUAAGAAAUACCGUAUCUAUCCUGUUACUACAUACAGUAUAGAAGUUUAUAAGUUGUGUAAUAGUACGUUUUGUGUAACGGCAACUGUAACGCUCAAUGUCCAACCCGGCCAAGGUUAUCGUCUGCUAAAUGACGUAAAUGUAAAUGUUAUCACUAUAGACUGUAGAGUUUAAUCAACCGUCGCUGGGAGAAUGACCCCCCACAAUGCACGUAGCAUGGUGUUAAUAUUCAACCUAUUGACCUGUUGUGUCCAGGAGGACGAGAGUGGGACUGGGAAGACACUGACCUUCUCUGCCGCACCGGUCAAGCCCCCUGUCCCUGUGGUCAAGGCCAAAGCCUCCUCUCUCAUGAACACACUCAUGAUCAGUAAGUGGGAAAACAAACAAACUCACAUUGUCAACUUUACAAUGUAUCUACACAUCUAACAUGCUAACACAGUGAGACACCUGUCAACUUUAUGAUGUAUCUACACAUCCAACAUGCUAACACAGUGAGACACCUGUCAACUUUAUGAUGUAUCUACACAUCCAACAUGCUAACACAGUGAGACACCUGUCAACUUUAUGAUGUAUCUACACAUCCAACAUGCUAACACAGUGAGACACCUGUCAACUUUAUGAUGUAUCUACACAUCCAACAUGCUAACACAGUGAGACACCUGUCAACUUUACAAUGUAUCUACACAUCCAACAUGCUUACACAGUGAGACACCUGUCAACUUUACAAUGUAUCUACACAUCUAACAUGUUAACACAGUGAGACAACCCAAAUCCUGAUGCACUCUUAUCAUACUAUAUGGAAUACUGUAGAAAUGUCAGAAUAGGGGGAGGGGGGGUCCGUUUUUUUGUUGUUGUCCCCACCCCCAUAAAAGUUGCCCAUCCCUGCUCUACAUGAUAGAGAUGACAUAGAUAGAUAUAUUCCACAAUGGGAUCAGAUGGAUUACAUAAUAUCAUUGCAUUCAAUGAUGCUGUGCUUGACUAGUACACCACACCAGACUUGUAUGUCCUACUACUGACUGUGAACCCAUCCCUGGUCCUUCAGAGCAGACCCAGGAGAGCCUCCAGAGGUUUGAGCUCCAGGCAGGGCUGACAGAAGCUGGCUACACCCCCCACAAGGGCCUCUCUGUUGAGGACACACAAUUCCACCGCCUGGCUGAGGGGCCGAUGCCUGUGAGUAUGACAGGGACUGGAGGGUUGCGGGGGGGGGGGGGGGGGAUGCAUAAGUUAAUGUCAGUGCAGCCUCAUGCUAUCUGACAUACCAUUUUGUAUUCACUGAUGACAAUUGUAUUUAAAGUUUAGCAAAAGGUGGUAUAAGAUAUGUAAGUCAGGUACUAAAGCAAGAAAAUGAUCAGAAGUUUUGUAAAUGUAUUUCAUAAUUCUGUUCUGCUAUAGAUACGUUUCAACGCAGAACCAAAAAUUGCUUGUACGCGAUUGAGAAAAACUAAUGUUUGUAAAUAGUUGGUGUAAUUCCAGUCCUUUGAUCAGUGCAGACUCUGAGUCAUGCUACCUGACAUACCAUAGGUGGAUGGGAGCAGGACAUAGUGUUAUAUAAGAGCAAUCAAUCUUGAAGAACUAGAAACAUGCAUAGCUAUUGCUGUCUUCAUCCAGAGUGUGCUUGGAUCUUUUUUUUUUUAACACGUGUAUCUUAUAAAUCUUGAAUGCAACCCUCAUGUGUGUCUGCCUGCCAGUGCAGUUGUUGUCUCUGUGGUGUAUGAUUAGGCAUGGGCAAACACCCCACCCCCUCAGCGGCCAAUGAGACUGGCCAAACAUGUUGUACACAAGUGUCAAUGGUUUGGAUUCCAUAUACCCAUUUCCAGGCUGCGUCAUUAAAGGGGCUUGUUUACGUUGAAGUGAAUACGACAACAUCCAAUUUCAGAUGCAGAUGGUUAUCAUCUACAACAUUGCAGAUGUCAUCAGAGGAUUGAUUACUUAGCAAGCCAAGGUAAAAUAUCACAAAUAGCGCUAGAUAAAGCCAAAAGAAUAAUAUACUUGUUGAGCUUAGCUAUAGCCACCAGUCUGGUGUGUUUUCAUAGUCAUCACUCACUCACUGUUAACUUUGAUGCGAGGAUGGGUGCGCAUCGCUCGAACAUGCCAUUUGUUUGUAAACAAAAGAUGUCUCUAUAGAGCCAACCGAUUGCAUGCUAUUCUUGAAUAUGCACAUACUGUAUGUUACAUAUAAGCUUAGCUUCCCCUAUUGCAUGCAGCACCUAUGCAUAUAUACAGUACAUACUGAACUUGUACACAUGUACAUUAAUAGAAUACAUUGCUUUAGAAUGUGACCUACCGCUGGCAUGUAAAUAUCUGACUGGAUAGAAUCUCCAAGAGUGGCCAAGGGCAUAUUGCGUCAUGACUGCAAGGUGUCCCAAUAUCUUUUCCAACUGUCCAUUAUCUGGUUUUAAUGCCCAUUCUAGAAUGCCCUUCUAGCCUAUCAGAAACAAGUAUUCAACAAUGCUGUGGUAUAAUUAAGAAAUAAGGCCCGAGGGGGUAUGGUAUUUGGCCAAUAUACUAUGGCUAAGGGCUGUUCUUAUGCACAACGCCGUCGUAUAUUGGUCAUAUACCAGAAAUGCCUGAGGUGCCGUAUUGCUAUUAUAAACCAGUUACCAAUGUAAUUAGUUUUGUCAUACCCGUGGUAUACAGUCUGAUAUACCACGGCUGAUAUACCAUGGCUUUCAGCCAAUCAGCAUCCAGGAGCCAAACUACCCAGUUUAUAUUGACAUGUAAAGUCAUCCAACCAAUCUGAAUACAAAAACAUUAAAAUAAAUGUAUCUAAAGUAGCAAGUAGUAGCAUAACCAACCCUGUUACAUAUAUGAAUUCAAUCAAUAUCAACUCAUGUUAUGUAGUCAUUUUAGUACUAUAUUCAUAAUCUAUAUUCAGUUAUUUUAUAGGUGAAUGGUAUCCACAUAUAUGGGUGAAUAAUUUUCAUCAACACAUAUAAUGGCUCGACAAUAGCUUUUAAACAUUUUACCCUUAGUGUAAAACAAACAGCACUAAUAAAGUUGAUAAAUGCUACUGGAUAUAGAAAUUGGCACCCUCAAUAAAGCAGGCCUAUUUCCUUGUGUGAUGGAUUUGUUUUUAGAUCAUCUGAUUUGUUGCCAGGUUCUCGAUUCGAUUUCGGGGUUCUAUGUUCUUUUGACACUAGUAGUAAAACCGUAGCUAAUGCCGUCUGUUCCACUGAGGUAUAAUAAGAAUACGUCUGUUCUAGAGUUUAGUUUUCUGUGCUUUACAUACACCCUUAAAAUGACACGAGCGCCCAUAUUUUCCUGAAACAGCCAAUCAGACUCUAACAAAGGGGAUUCUUUUUCGGGUUGUAGCUAACUACACAUCAUUGUACCGCCGUCUCCGUGCUUUAUUUGUCAAUUAACCCUGAAGAAAAAAUACGAAGAAUGGAUAAAAUGACAGAGUGGAUCGUACUGGAAAGUCAAAGGAAUCUUCUCAUGAAAAGGUAUUUAAUCAGAUCUAUGUAUUUGUUUCAUUGACAAUAUCCUGCUGUAUGUCGAGGCCUGUAACGUUCGCUAAGUUAACCUAACAGGAGUAAAAGAAACCGAGGCCUACCGUAAGUGAACAUUACCUAACGUUAGCAGCAACAAAAAAGCUGAAACUAACGUUAACGUAAUUUAACAUACAAUGAAUAGCCAUAUAGCUGACUAGGUAAUAAUUAUUAACUGCUGGCUAACGUUAUACCGGCAACAGAAACAGGGACACUUUGUGCUAGCGAACUAACGUUAGCUAACAAGCUACUGUAGCUAACUGGCUAGAGCCAGUUUCUGCCAGUCUGACCGCUCGACUCCAGUCUAAUAUCAAGGCAAUAUAUACUUUUUUUGUAGCUAACGUUAGUUGUUAGUUUCAACAGCGCGUACAACCAGAUGUAACCCCCUAAUCAAUGAGUGAUUUAUUGCCACUUGUCAAAACAACAGGGUUUUUGGUGCUUGGAGUUUACAUUUUAGUCAUUUAGCAGACACUCUUAACCAGAGCGACUUACAGUUAGUGAGUGCAUCCAUUUUCAUACUGGCCCCCCGUGGGAAACGAACCCACAACCCUGGCGUUGCAAGCGCCAUGCUCUACCAACUGAGCUACACGGUACUUGUAAAAAAAUAUAUAUAUACACACACACACACACACACACACACACACACACACACACACACACACAUACACACACACACACACACACACACACACACACACACACACACACACACACAUAUACAUACAUACAUACAUACAACGUUAAUGUGAUUACUUUUGCUGCACAUGUAUGUGUACACCAAACAUUAGGAACACCUUCCUAAUAUUUAGUUUAUAAGAACAGCCUCAAUUCGUCGGGGCAUGGACAAGGUGUCUAAAGCAUUCCACAGGGAUGCCGGCCCAUGUUGACUCCAAUGAUCCAACGGUUGUCAAGUUGGCUGUGUGACCUUUGUGUGGUGGAAACUGUUAAGCGUGAUAAACCCUGCAGCGGUUCAGUUCUCGACACAUCAGUGCGCCUGGCACCUAUUACCAUACCACGUUCAAAGGCACUUAAAUAUUUUGUCUUGCCCAUUCACCAUCUGAAUGGCACACAUACACAAUCCAUGUCUCAAGACUUAAAAAUCCUUCUAUAACCUGUCUCCUCCCCUCCAUCUACACUGAUUGAAGUGGAUUUAACAAGUGACAUCAAUAAGGGAUCAUAGCUUUCACCUGGAUUCACCUGGUCAGUCUGUCAUGGAGUGUUCUUAAUGUUUUGUAUACUCAGUGUAGAUGGUACAUUUUAUGUUUUCAAUAUAUCACAAACUGUUUCUACAUAUUGGUUUUUGAUUUGGACACUUUAAAGCUGUGUUUUCACAUUAGGCUAUUUAUCAAAAUGUCUUGUCAACAGGAAGCAGCGACAUUUUCACCUUAAGUUUUAGGAAUAUAAAUUGAACUUUCAACAUUAAUUUCCAAUGGUAUUGUACUUAAUCAUGUAAAAACAGUGGAAUGAGUCCAAAAACGUGCUGCGUUUGAUUUUUGAUGAUAUAUCAGAAAUCACCAAAUCUAGAUUGCCCUGCCUACUUAAAAGGUGUGCUCUAUCAAUGUUAUAUGGUCAGGGAUUUACCCCCCCUCCCGGGUCUUUGACUGGUACAUUGGUGUGACAUAAAAAUGUGGUCCCUGACCAACCGGCUGGAGCUGUGGUCGACACCAGAUUUGGAUUUGAUGGGCAGGGUUCCAAAGAGGUUAUGUUUCGGUCAGGUGCUGAAACCCUAGAGGAAACCCAUAGAUAGAAUGUUAGGAGCAGAGCAAACCAAGAGGGGACAGACAGUGCAUCAGUCACAUUGGAAUGAUGAGCAGUACAGUGAGCAGAACUCAAGAGCAAGGAUUGCAACUGGGAGAACAGACAGAGAAAAUGCAGGAGCAUAGUACACACAGAGGUAUGGGAUAUUCAUCCCAAUAUUCCCAGAAGGAAUGGAGGAUGAUGAACAUUGAGAAUAUCAUUCCAGAGAUGGUAGUAACCAAAAUCCACAGACUCAAAACGGUAAGAUUGGAGCUUUUUCACUAGCCUAUGGCAUGGCAUGGUUCUAUGGGAAACUCUCCCUAGAUUGCCUAGUCUUCUGAGACUUCUGUGAAUAUUGCUACCUAGCUGGGGAACCAUAUUGGCAGGGUUACCCUGCUAUGGAUAAUAUGGGGAAUAGGGAUGUUUGGUGACAGGUCUUGACGGUGGUUUGGUUUCUUUCUGGGUGGGUGGGUGGGUGCAGGACAGGUGGUUUGCCUCUCUUGUUUGGCCUAGGAAGAACACUCCCUGGCUUGAUGCGUUUGAGUUAUACAUACACUACACUUACAUAAUUAAAAUACUUGACAUGCAGCGAGCAUCUAAUUCUGGACAGAUGGGAAUGGGAUCCCUGCAUAGAGAGGGGUAUUCAAAGGCCAUUCGUCUGGGUGCCGGUCCAGUGGACUUUGUGUAGCCGGUUGGCCCGCCAGAGAAUCUUCUGUUCACUGCCCCCUGAGUGGCUAUCUCUCUGAGGUCAAGGGCGGUCAACGGUUUCCAAUAACCCUUAGUUUGACGCAGAAACAAACAGGGGAGGGGGAACUGGCCAAACUGGCCUUUGGUUUGUGUGUUUGUGGUCAGCCAUCAUUUGACUCGCCUCAAUGUCACAGUCCUGCUCUGGGUCUUGUCAUGUGUGUUGUUGUCUGUAAAUGUCUCGCAGAACACACACCUCUCGCUCCCUCAUGGGCUGCAGACAGGGAGCUACUGAACAACAUCUCUAAGCUGCAUCUUUCUACCUCUUUGUCUCUGCAGAAGCUGAGAAUGCCAAGUGGGGAUUUCAAGGAGGACAGGCUUUCGACAUCAGCUCAAUCCACCCCUUGUGGCACCCCUUCCGGGACCCCCUCCGUUACCCCCAGCGUCAGUCCCCACUCCUCACCGAUACUCAACCGCAGGUAUGUAGUAGAAUAGAACUUAUCCACUUUCAGAAUAAGCAAUAGCUGCAAAGAUUAACUUCAGAUGGCACUUUUGAGUACAACUGUUCCAUGUCUCUAAUAUUGUUAAUAUGUGUGGGUGCACAGGAGCUGGUUCAACAGGCUGAGUCCGGCACCGUUUCUCGCCACACCGGAGCUCGGCAGUCCUAACUUCGGCCCAGAAAUGGGAGGCAACGAGGGAGGAGGAGCCGGAGGGGAGAGGUGGAGCUUCUUUGGAACUUCUCGCCCAGUAGUACAGAAGUCCUCUACUGACCCCGGUUCAGAAACCAACACAGGUGAGAAAUCAGUCCCUCAGGAGUCUCUAUUAUUAUGACUGUUGGCUGAGCUGUCAUUGUGGACUGUGUUCUCAAGAGAGAAUGUGUGAAUAGAUCAACUUUUUUUUUUUUUUUUUUUUACCUUUAUUUAACUAGGCAAGUCAGUUAAGAACAAAUUCUUAUUUACAAUGACGGCCUACUAUAGUCCUUGUCAAGUCUAAAUACCUUUUUGUCAGUUGAGGAACAUCCUUGUCUCCUCUGCUCUCCCUCAGGCUUCACACUACAGUCAUACUUUGGCAUGCCGAAGUCCAACACCAUGGAGGGCAUCAAGACCCAGGUCAACCUCAUGGUGGACGACCCUGCCAAGUUCAACCCCCCCAAGAUCGAGAUCAGCGGCAUCGAGGGCAAGAGACCCCCCCAGACUCGCCCACACAAACUCAAACCCCGGGACAUGAACGUCCUGACGCCAUCGGGAUUCUGA
Messenger RNA from Coregonus sp. 'balchen', 9257 nucleotides. The record is from the annotation of a GenBank genome assembly. Lineage: Eukaryota; Metazoa; Chordata; Actinopteri; Salmoniformes; Salmonidae.